ACAGGCGGAUUUUUGGCGAAAAAGCAAAGAAAUUUGGGAACAUUCCUCCUGUAGAGGGACCUUCCCGACUUACGACGUAAGCCUCGAGUGCCCGCGGCUGCCCUACGCGAGGCCCGGGCGCGCCCGGCCGGGGGCCGCUCGCCGCCAUGCCCGGUGGGGGGCCGCCCGCGGCGCGGCACCCCGUCGCGGAGCAGCUGCCGCUCGUGCUGGCCACCGCCGCCUGCACCGCGCUGGCGAUCCGCCUGCUGGACAGGGUCCGCCAGGGCGGCGGCCUCGUUCGGGGCGUCCUGGCGCUGCUCUGCGAGCACGUGCGCCCUGGCGCCCAGGCGGCCGCCCCCGUGGUCGAGCUGGCCUCCCCGGGCGAGCUCGAGGCCGCGUUCGCGCAGCGGGGCUGCGGGCUCGCCCUCGCGGAGGGCGCCACGCCCGCGAGCGAGGGCCAGCUCCUCGAGGCCGUGCGGCUGAUCCUGCGCUACUCCGUGCGGGCGAACAGCCCCUACUUCUUCAACCAGCUCUACGGCCGCUGCGAGCUCGCCUCGCUGGUGGGCGACUGGGUGUCCUCGGCGGUGAACGGCAACGUGCACACCUACGAGGUGGCCCCCGUCUUCACCCUGAUGGAGAAGCACGCCCUGGCGCGCGUGGCGCGCGCCAUCGGGCCGGCCUUCGGCGCCUCGCACGACGGGCUGUUUGUGCCCGGCGGCUCGCUGGGCAACGUCUACGGCAUGCUCCUGGCGCGCCACCGCGCGGCCCCGGGAAUAUUGCUGGAGGGCGCCUCCUCGGAGCCGCCGCUGGUGGCCCUCGUCUCCGACGAGGCGCACUACUCGUACCUGAAGACGGCCCGCCUGCUGGGCAUCGGCUCGGCACACCUCGUCUCCGUGGAGACGGACGCCGCGGGCGCCAUGCUCCCGGAGGCCCUCGAGAGGAGCAUCGUCGAGGCGGUGCGGGCUGGGAAGAAGCCGUUCUUCGUCGGGGCCACCGCUGGCACGACGGUGCUCGGGGCGUUCGACCCCCUGCCGGCGCUCGCGGCCGUGUGCGCGGAGCGCGGUCUGUGGCUGCACGUGGACGGCGCCUGGGGCGGCGGCGCGCUGUUCUCGCAGGCGCACCGCCACCUGCUCGACGGCUGCGACCUCGCGGACUCGUUCUCCAUGUCGGCUCACAAGAUGCUGGGCGCGGCUCUGCAGUGUGCGGUUUUCCUGUGCCGCCACCCUGGCGCUCUGAGGGCGGCCAACGCGACGAGCGCCGCGUACUUGUUCCAGCCGGACAAACUGCACGCGGACCUCGACGUCGGCGACAAGACCAUCCAGUGCGGGCGGAAGGCGGACAUGGUCAAGCUGUGGAUGCUGUUCAAGUCGCUGGGCGACGCCGGCUGCGCGGCCCGCAUCGAGCGGUGCUUCGCCCUCAGCGACUACGCCGCCUCCCGCAUGCGCAGCUCGGGCGGGGCAUUCGUGCUCGCGUUCGAGCCCAGCUGUACCAACCUCUGCUUCUGGUACGUCCCAGAGGCGAUGCGGCCUCUGCCCCCCAAAGAGCGCCUGGACAAGGACCACCCGAUCCACCAGGUCGCGCCAGCCAUCAAGGCCGCCAUGCAGAGGGGCGGUCACGCCAUGAUCGGCUUCCAGGCCGUGAGGGGCCUGCCGAACUUCUUCCGCUGGGUGUUCCCUUCGUGUGUCGGCGUUGAGGAGUGUCACAUCGACGAAAUCUUGCGGUGGAUGUCCGUGUUCGGGGAGCAGCACUGUCUGCGGUAGGCAGCAGUUUGCAGGCGUGGGAGGGCGAUCGCACAUUUACGGUGCGCGUUGCAUGCGAGUUGCAAGCGGGCAUCAUCCCCUUCUUCUUCUUAUUCUUCUUCGUAUU
Prorocentrum cordatum is the source of this 1845-nucleotide messenger RNA. Lineage: Eukaryota; Dinophyceae; Prorocentrales; Prorocentraceae. The record is from the annotation of a GenBank genome assembly.